Molecule: messenger RNA, 1359 nt
Organism: Prorocentrum cordatum
Lineage: Eukaryota; Dinophyceae; Prorocentrales; Prorocentraceae
Source: the annotation of a GenBank genome assembly
AUGUCCUGGACUUCGAAUCCGAGUUCUGCGUGUUCGAGGAGAAAGCGGUCCGUGAAUGGCCUGCCCCUCGUCGUCCUGCAGGUUAUCUACCACCACAUGCUUCUGGCGGAGCUGCCGUUCCGCAUGGAGUUCGUUCUGGUGGAGCGCGGGAUGCGGAAGGUGACGCUGAUCGCGACCCCCAUGAUGAUAUUUCUUCUCCUGCUGAGGCCGCUGUCUCUGACCUGGCCGAGGCAUCUGAUGAAGCUGGUCUGCGUGAGCAAGCUCGCGCUGGUGCGGCCGCUGCUGCUUCUGGCGUUCAUAUUCUUCCUCCUGGUGCUAUCAGUCCACACGGUGAUGGAGAUGCUCAGCGCUGUUUCUAGCUGCGGCCCUCUGCCUCUGCAUAGUGAUGGUUCUUACUCUGGCGCCCCUGGCGCUACCUCGGCGUUCUCCGCCGAAUGUGACGACUCCGAGCUGAACGAAGAUUUUGCCGAAGCCGUUCUGCGUGAGCAUGUUUGUGCUGAGGCUGUCGAUUUCCACUGCUUGAAGGUCUUGGAGGUGGGUCCGAGGAUAGCGACUCGUCCUGCAUGCCGUUUCUUUCCUCGAUGUGCUCGCGGUGACGAGUGCACGUACUCACAUCUUUCGGAGGUGUCUGAUCAUGCGACUGCUGAUGAACAUGCCCGCCUGUCCAAUCAUUUCCACAGCUAUGCAGAUACCCCGUCAUUGUCGGCGACGCUGUGGCACGCCCGUGCUGCUGGUCACAGCGUGCCUGAGGUUUACGCGAUGGUAGAUGGAGAAUCCUGGGGGCAGGCAGUCAUUGAUGAUACUAUGCAUGAAGGGCUUCCUCAGGACGAGCCCGUCCAAUCGCACGCACUGCCCGCUGGACCUCAACAUGAUGAGCCGCAGUGUGGCGAGCGGCCCCUUGCUGAUGUGAUGGUGGAUAACCACUCGGAAUUUGACGAUCUUCUGCGUGAGGAGUUCUUCCAUAAUGAGCCCAUACACUGGCAUGCACCGCUCGCCAACCCACAGCAUGAUGAAGCACAAUUCUGCUGGCGUGAUGGUCCCCGUGGCCUGGGCCAAGACCGUGCUGAGCUACAUGCAGAACCUGGUAAAUAUGACUGGGCUGUUCCUGGUACGCCCUUCCUGCGUCGCGCUGAGCUGCUUCACCUUCGCUGCUGCAGCACGGCUCUCGCUGAUCUGGCAGACGAGCUAGCACGCCAAGUUGCCGAACAUCAUCGGUCGGCGCGGACUUCAUCUUCGACUGGGCUCUGUACUACGUUUUCUUUGUCCACGCGUGCCUCGGGAACGUCCCAGGUAUGCUGCGAUAUUGGUGGGGCUUCGCCCUCGCUUUCUGCUCUCUCCGAGGGCGGCGGAUUUCGUUAG